Molecule: messenger RNA, 2986 nt
Organism: Chenopodium quinoa (quinoa)
Lineage: Eukaryota; Viridiplantae; Streptophyta; Magnoliopsida; Caryophyllales; Amaranthaceae
Product: receptor-like serine/threonine-protein kinase At4g25390
Exons: 1
Coding region: 680-2740 (686 amino acids)
Biological process (GO): protein phosphorylation
Molecular function (GO): protein kinase activity; ATP binding
Source: RefSeq, a predicted model, not a curated record
UAAAUCAUUAUUAAACAAUACACAAAACACCUAAAAAAAUUUUCUACCUACUUUUAGCUAAGUAAAGUGGAUAUCACAUGCUCUACACUCAUUGUCUAAGCAAAACCCUUGACAAAAAUAACAACUAUUUUUAAUCUUCUUUCAAUUAAUCACCAGUGGAGUAGACUACACUCCAACUAAUGCAGAUAAAUAGCCAAGUCAAAUUCCAAAUACAAAAUAAUACGUUCUUUCUUUCUAUAAACAUCAACCCGUAAAAUUAAGCCGGAAUAACUCCCUUACGACUUACGAGCCGUGGUCCGUGCAUAAAACAACGCGGUCCAUCCGUCCAUGGAUAAAACUCAUAAAACAACUCAAAAUCUAAAUCCAAAUUCAGUCCAAAAAAGAAACAAAAAGAAAAAGAAGAAGCAAAAAAAGAAGGCAGGUAAGCGUAGGAGUACAGAAAACGAGGGGGAAAGAGAAAGAAAAUAUACUCUCUCUCUCUUCUCGAGUAACAGAAACAGCUCCUCUGUCUCAAUUCCUAAAUUAGUAAUCCGUACCUUCUCUUUCUCUUUCUCUUUCCUACUUUUCUUUCUCCAACGGCCAUUUCACAAUACCAUGGCUCUUUCACUCUAUCAAUUUCCCAGAUUUAUCAGAACCCCUUAAUCAUCUUCUUCUUCUUCUUCUUCUUCAUCCUUCAUCAAUGGCGUCUUCACCAUCUUCACUACCCAUCUUUCUCUCUCCUCCUUCACCUCACCUUCACCACCACCGUCAUCACAUCACUGCUUCUCGUCUCCUCCCACCUCUCCUCGGCGCGACCCUCACUUUCUCUCUCCUCUUCCUCUUCGCCUCCUUCUUCCGCCGUUUCUUCCACCGCCUUAAACGCUCCCCUUCUCUCUCCUCCUCUUCACCCACUCUUCCUCGCCGUUUCUCCUUCUCUACUCUCCGACGCGCCACCGCUAACUUCUCCGCUUCCCGCCGGCUCGGUCAAGGUGGGUUUGGGUCCGUUUUUUCUGCCACUAUCUCUGUUUCUCGCACCCGGAAGCUAGCCGUUGCAGUUAAGUUGCUCGAUUGUGGAUCCCUUCAGGGUGAGCGUGAGUUUCAGAACGAGUUGCUGAUUGCGAAUAAGCUGGUUGAAUCGGAUCGAGUUGUGAAACUUCUGGGUUUUGCUUCGUCUCGGAAACGACGUCGUAUGUGUCUGGUUUAUGAGCUUAUGGAAAAUGGUAAUUUGCAGGAUUGUUUGUUGCAUAGGAAAUGCGAGGAGUUGAUGGAGUGGUCUAACAGGUUUCGGAUUGCUGUUGAAGUUGCUCAAGGUUUGGCGUUUUUGCAUCAUUGUUGUGAUCCUCCUGUAAUUCAUGGUGAUGUUAAACCUAGUAAUAUUUUGUUGGAUGAUUGUUUUAGGGCUAAAAUUGCUGAUUUUGGACUUGCUAGGUUAAAAUUGGGGGAAAUUAAUGAUGGGGUUGUAGUUAAUAUUGCUGGGGAUAAUCAGGGGAUUAAAGGGGGUUUAAAUGGUAGUGUUGAUAAUGUUGUUAAUAAUGUUAAUGUUGGUAUUGAUUGCAAUAAUAAUGUUGAUGUUGGGGUUGAGGAUACUGGGUCAGUGAUGGAAACUGAGAGUGUGACUACUACGGCGGGGUUUGAGGAGGGGAGUGUUGGGAUUGAUCUGUCUCCGAUGAGGAUUGAGACCUCGCCGGAGAUGGUGACUGCGAAGACGUCUCCUUCAGAGUUUAAUGAUAAGGGGUUUGAUUUGGAGGGUCAGUUUAAUAGGAUGGAUUUGGAAGAGGUUGGAAAAGAGGUGGGGAAGGCGCGGAGUUUGAAUGUCAAUGGAGGGGGGGCUGGGAGGGUGAAGGAUUAUGUGAUGGAGUGGAUGGGAAUGGAGGUUGGGAGGGAGGGUUUAGGUAAUGAUUGUAAUAAAGGGGGAGCUUCGUCGAGCUCUGUAGUGCCCAAGAAAGGUGGGAAGGCAAAAGGGAAGAUGAAGACGUUGGAUUGGUGGGUAUCGAUGGAAGAAGGGUGGAGUUCGAAGAAGGAGAAAAGGAGGCCGGCGAGGGAAUGGUGGAAGGAGGAGUAUGGUGAGGAACUUGCUAGGAAGAAGAAGAAGAAGAAGAAGAAGAAAAAGAAGAAUCAAGAGUCUAAAAGUGAUAAUGAGGAGAAUUGGUGGCCUAGGGAUGAUGAUUUGUAUGCUGUGAAGAAGAACAAGAUGUAUAGUAGGAGUAGGAGGAGCAGCCGGAGUAGUGUUGACUGGUGGUUGGAUGGUUUUAGUGGAGAUCUUAGGAAUGCCCGUCAUACGAGCUAUGAUUCAAUGAGUGGGGAGAUCCCCAAGAGUGGUGGGGUUAGUAGCACCCCUAGUAUGAGGGGGACUGUGUGCUACAUUGCUCCUGAGUAUGGUAGUGGUGGUGAUCUCUCUGAGAUGUGUGAUGUGUACAGCUUUGGUGUGUUGCUUUUGGUUCUUGUCGCUGGGAGGCGGCCUCUGCAAGUGACUGGCUCGCCCAUGUCAGAAUUCCACAAAGCAAACCUUGUUUCAUGGGCGCGUCAACUUGCUCGUUCUGGAAAGCUUCUUGAUUUAGUUGACAAGAGAAUUCGUUGUUUGAACAGAGAAGAAGCUCAACUCUGCACCAUAGUUGCUCUCAUGUGCCUGCAGAAAUCACCAGCUCGCCGGCCUUCUAUGAAAGAAGUUGUAGGAAUGCUCUCUGGGGAAUUAGCUCCUCCUCAGCUUCCAAUGGAAUAUUCUCAGUACUCUUUCAGGUCCCGGAAAAAGAAUUUCCGGUGAGGUUUUGGUUCAAUUUGUUGCAAAUUAUGGUUCAACACUAUACUUAUUAUAGGGUUACUUGUUAGCACCUAGCCUUGCUGAUUUUUUACUUAAUUUUUUAACUGGUGAGGGAUUGCAUAUUCUUAUUCUUUUGAGAGUUCUUGUACAAUAAACUGUAACUCCGAAAACCUCAAUGUUGAGUUUACCUUCUUGUACAGCUAUAAGUUAUACUUGAAUUCAAAGAAAAAAAUACACGUACUUUGCAAA